GGGCGGUUUGCUUCCGGCAUGACCAACUUGCUCGGGAAGUUGGUUGAGGGUUGGACGACACUUAAUGGCUCUGACAGCGAAGCGGUUGCGAGGCAGUUCACACCAUUUGUUGGAGAACGAACACAUCGGCCAACUGGUUGCCAUGACCGGUACGACUACAACAGCUCCCAGGAGCUCCCUGACACGCAAGAUGAACUAGAUGGAGAUGAUGGUCUCGACAAGGGCGAUGAUGACGACAUGGAGAAUGUGCAACAUGAAACCGAUGACGAUGAACAUGUUGAAGUUCGUGUAGGUGGUAAGAAGGACAAGGCUGCACCAGAUGUCCCCCCACCGGAGAAAGUCAUUGAACAGACAGUUGCGAGAGACAAGGGGGUGUCGCCCUCAAAGAGGGGCAGGGUUCCAGAGGAUGUUGGACAGGGCUCUGUUGGCAAGAGGUCUAGGACCGAUCCCAUAGUUGCUAGGAGGAGCGAGGCGACAGCUGGUGGACGAGCAGUUAAGAAGAAACAAGCACCAACGCCAACCCAUGUUUCUGCUCGAUUGAACAAGGGUGCUCCCACUGCUGGUGACACCACUUCCACUAGGUCGUCUCCUCGUACAUUGACGUCCAACACCGGGGAUCCUGUCGUGUUGGAAGACUUGAGGAAGACAAUCAAGAAGGUGAAGAAGACUACUACACGCGUGACCAAGCAGAACCCUAGAGACCCACUCGAACGCAUUCAUUCAAAGCUGUCGACAAGUGGCAACUCAAAUGUUCAUGAGGCGCCAGUCGAGAAAACUGUUGCUGCACCGUCCACUGUUCCCACUAGCUCUGAUGCAAGCGGUCGACCAUCUCCGCGCGGUUGCAGAUGUGCAGGCUACAAUAACAGGCAUCCGUACAUCUGGGAGUGAUGAGUCAGUAUCUGCCAGGACUGCUGAGAUAUUGCCCACUCUGCUAGCAAUGAGGGAUGCUGCUGUGACCCAUGCCACUCGAUCAGCAAGUGUUGAAGUGGACGCUCCCGAGUUCAACCUAAGCAAGGAAGAUCCCCGCUCAUCUGAUACGGAUUCCAAGCGCGUGGCUGCUGGUACUUAUGCAUCCACAAAAGAAGGGGCCGUGGUGACAAUUCAGAAUGAUAUGCCAUCCACAGGUGAGACUCAUGGCACAACAUCUUCAGCUUCUGGUGGUCCAGAGGUUACUACGACGACCGUUGCGCGAGCUGGUCUUCCACCUAGGAGUCGUAGCCCCCACAAGCAACCUGUAGACAUACCCAAUGCACCAGAUGUAGCUAGGAGCAGCAGAGAUGACUCUGAUUAUGUGACUGCUUCCACACUGUUCCCACCACCUGCCAAAAGCAAUGUUAUGGAGAAAACGGAAGUCUGGAGUACAACUGACGCAUGUAGCAAGCCAGGCACGACUGACGGAGGUGAACGUCCGGAGCAGACCGCGUCUUUCACCGUCGUGGAGAACCCCAGCUUAAAUCUGCACACUUCGAAGCUCCCAGUCAACAUUGGUGUCCCGUACAACCCAAACAAGAAGAUUGGCAAGAAUGUUGUGAAUGAUACCGGUGGCAGCACGCCCCACCCUGCUAAUAAGCAUGAUGAUACUGCAGCAGAUGAGGCAGAAAUGUUUGUUGAUCUGUCACCCCUGGAUUCUGCCAAGCAACUUGUUCGGGAUUAGGCUGGUAGGGAGGAGAGGCACCCAAUGGCCUUCACCCCACCGAGCUGUAGCCUUGGCAUUGAUCGCAGUCAAGAUGAACCAGUGGUGCAAGAUUCUCCACCAGUUGCCUUUGCUUUCCCGGCAGGCAUGGCCCCAAUGAUGGCGCAGCCAAUGGCUAGUGGCAGGAAGGCUGUGAAGUUUGCAGAGCCGAUAGUGCAAGGUACAUUUUUUUGUGUGUUUAUCAUUAUUUUUUCUACAUUUUUUUAGUCUGACGUUUGUCACAAGCUUUUUUUGGUUUGUCACUGGUGAUGGCAAAUCUCAUCUGAUGUACAUGGCAACUGGAGUUGCUGCAACAUGGCACCUACAGUUGUUGCCACGUUGCAAUUCCAUUCGCCAAGCACAUGGCAACUGGAGUUGUUGCAACAUGGCAACUUCAGUUAAAUGUACUUGGCAACUGCAGUUGUUGCCACAUGGCAACUACAGUGCACUAUACAAGGCAACUAGAGUUGUCUCCAC
Molecule: messenger RNA, 2149 nt
Organism: Triticum aestivum (bread wheat)
Lineage: Eukaryota; Viridiplantae; Streptophyta; Magnoliopsida; Poales; Poaceae
Exons: 3
Coding region: 19-888 (289 amino acids)
Source: RefSeq, a predicted model, not a curated record